This is a messenger RNA of Cyclopterus lumpus (lumpfish), 1508 nucleotides long. It is a transcript of the gene mrpl4, whose product is annotated as mitochondrial ribosomal protein L4. The transcript has 9 exons. Gene Ontology annotation, biological process: translation. The coding region runs from base 162 to 1070 and encodes 302 amino acids. NCBI's taxonomy places the organism in Eukaryota, Metazoa, Chordata, Actinopteri, Perciformes, Cyclopteridae. The record is from RefSeq and is a predicted model, not a curated record. Gene Ontology annotation, molecular function: structural constituent of ribosome. Gene Ontology annotation, cellular component: ribosome.
GCCGCUCGGGGAAAAAAAAACGCGACCGCGACCUUUCAGAGCUGGAAGCGGCCCGAGUCCGUUUUGUUAUGUGUGUUUAAAAAUGCUUUAAAGAUGCUUUAAGAUGCUUUAAGAUGUUUUAAGAUGUUUUAAGUGUAUUUGUGAAAGACAACAGAACCAAAAUGCUUCGUUGUACGCUGCUGGUUUGCGGCAGAGGAGUCGCGAAAAGGUUCUCCUCGUCCUUCUCCAAUGAGAGCGCUCUGCCUCCCAACUUGCUGCUGCCCACCAACCUGGUGGAUCCUUCCAGACUGAAGCGACCUCCUCCUCCCGCAGACUGCUCCCUGCCUCUCCUGAGGAGGUGCGACGCCGUCGUCCCGGCCCACCUGAGCGCCGUCCGGGCGUGGGUGGAGACUCUGGAGCGGCCGGACGAGGAGCCGCUGGGUCUGACUCAGCUCCACCCGGACGUGUUCGCGGUGCCCCCGAGGCUCGACAUUCUCCACGAGGUGGAAACGUGGCAGAAGAACUUCAAAAGAAUCAGCCACGCCAACACAAAGAUCAGGUCAGAGGUCAGAGGUGGAGGCAGGAAACCAUGGAAACAGAAAGGAAGUGGAAGAGCUCGUCACGGAAGCAUCCGAUCACCAUUAUGGAAAGGAGGCGGGGUGGCCAAGGGGCCCCGAGGGCCCACCAGCUACUUCUACAUGCUGCCCAUGAAGGUCCGAGUCCAGGGACUCAAAGUGGCUCUGAGCUCCAAGCUGGCGCAGGACUACCUCCACAUCGUGGACUCCCUGAACGUCCCCUCGCCCGACGCUCAGCUCCUGCUCGACCUCAUCCGGCAGAAACACUGGGGCGAGUCGGUGUUGAUCGUCGACGUAGGCGAAGAGUUCCCUGAAAACAUCCUCCAGGCAACGGCAGGUUUGAAGACGGUGAACAUUAUUCCAGCAAUUGGCCUGAACGUCCACAGCAUGCUGAAACACGAGGCCGUGGUCCUCACGCUGGAAGCGGUGAAGUUCCUGGAGGAGAAGCUGCUGUGGCACGACCAGCGCUACUCGCCCCUGUACCCGUACAAGCUGCCCUACGCCGACCUCCCGUAGACACACACACACACACACACACCUGGAAUAUGUUCUGUAUGCGUUUAUUAUGUGAAAAAAAUACAAUAAAUAACACCAUUUAUAUAUUAAAAAAAAACAACUUAAACAAUGCAGUUGGAUCUAAAAGGCUUAUUGGGAGCUGGACUUGUGUGGGAGGAGCCUGUUGGCGAGGUCGUUCCUGACCUCCCAGCGGAGCGCCGAGCGCUUCUUGUCCGUCGGCACGAUGUAGCCGUUCGGCACGAAGACCCUCCGCGGCUUCGCCUGCAACGAGACGCCGGUUGAAUGAUGGGAUGCAGAAUGUUGCACAUAUAUAUAUAUAUAUAUAUAAAUACUUAUAAUACGGACGAUAUUGGAGGGGGUCACUUACCGGUGGAGGUCGGUAUGCAAGUCGCUCCUAAAACGAACAGACAGAAAAAAAAAAACAUUUUGUAGCAACGA